Syngnathus acus (greater pipefish) is the source of this 2713-nucleotide messenger RNA. RefSeq names its product oleoyl-ACP hydrolase (gene olah). Bases 187 to 951 code for a protein of 254 amino acids. Gene Ontology annotation, biological process: lipid biosynthetic process. NCBI's taxonomy places the organism in Eukaryota, Metazoa, Chordata, Actinopteri, Syngnathiformes, Syngnathidae. The record is from RefSeq and is a predicted model, not a curated record. The transcript has 8 exons.
CGACACACAUCGUAGAAGAAGAAUCAAUCCCGGAAGUGUAGUAGCUGAAGCUUUGCAGGACAACAACCUCUACUUUUACUUUUGUAUUCGUUGUAUAUUGUUUUAUUGUCGGUUGUGUCUUUCCUGCAUGUUGAGGCAACACAGACACGAGUCACUUUAAAGUCUGAAUACUUUUACAAAUUCAGGAUGGAAAAGUUGAUCACUUGUUUCAAGAAAAGGCCAGAGGCUGUUGCCAGGUUGAUCUGCUUCCCCUGGGCAGGUGGAGGCUCCAUACAUUAUGCACGCUGGGGGAACGUCCUUAACAGCUCCAUAGAAGUGCUUUCUGUCAGACUUCCAGGACGUGAAAGUCGGGCCAAAGAGCCUUUCUUUGAGAACAUGCAGCAAAUUGUGGAUGAGGUUCUUCAUUUGUUAUUGCCAGUGCUCAAAGAGAAGCCAUUUGCUCUAUUUGGCCACAGUUUUGGUGCUCAUACAAGCUAUGCUGUUGCAGAUGCUCUGAAGAAACUGCACAAUAUUGAGCCAGUUCAUAUUUUCCUUUCUGGUGCACCUGCACCUUAUUCUGAGACUCGGAUCCAAACCACAAAGAGAAGUGACUUAUCAGACAAGGACUUUCUCAAGUGGCUGGGUUCGAUCGGGGGAACUCCGCCUGAGCUUCUGGCCAACCCCGAAGUUCUGCAACUGUUCCUUCCUGCGCUUAAAGCUGACCUACAUGUUGUCGAGAACUACAAGUGUAACACGGCAUUAAGUCCAUUCCUCUCCUGCCCAGUCUCAUGCUUUGACGGCAAAGAUGAUAUUCCUCAUGAUUUACAAGCAUGGAAAGACAUCACAACAGGAGACUUCCUCGUCAGGAUGCUUGAUGGGUCGCAUUUCUACCUCAAGGAUCCUGGAAAUGAACAAAUAAUAUUAGACUAUAUUACGAAACAUCUCGAAACAUCUGAAAUGGACUAUUUGUGAAGAAAUAUGUCUUUAUUUACUGUAUAUAGAAUACAUAUCAUUUGUCCAAAUGUUGCUAAGAAAAACACUUGAAAUAAUUUUGCAAGGAGAUAUAAUUGUAAUGAAGAGGGAAAAAAAUGAAGUAAAAAAAAAAAAAAAAGGCAAAGCCACGUAUUUUGGUCCAAGUGCAUUUAUUGUGAUCUCUUCUCUGAGUCAGCCUUCUCAAGUGGUGUCGGCCAACACAUUCAGAUCCAGUCUGAAAGUUUACUCAAGUGCUUUGUUUUUAGUUGUGCCUAACUCCCAACAACUAGAUUGCGGUGAGCGAAAAAUGCUAAGUGGCUAGAAAGCCGCAGAAGUUCAUGUCAAGCCCUGCUCAUCACUCUCAGUUGGAAGGUGGUGAAGAUGCUGGUGGUGGUGGCGGCGGCGGAGUUACUGGUGGCUGGAGCUCUUCGUCGCUACUGUCUUCCCCGGCUGCUGCUUCAGCCUGCACGAUGGAGUCCGUGGAUUGCGACAGGCUUCGCUUGCUAUUGGGCGUACACGGCAAUCUCUCCCGGGCCCUCUCCGAGGGGGCUGCUAUGUUGCUGUCAGCCUCCGUCUCUGACAACCAUGGAGGAGCCAGCGUUGAUUCUGCCGGGUCCAUUUGCAUCAGGAAGGAGAAGCCGAUGGAUGGAAUCUACCUUCUGCUUUACGGAGGACUUUCAUGGACUUCGCUACCUGUUUCCUGCCUUUGUACAAGUGUUGCUGCAGCAGGUGGUGACUGAUGUCUUCCGUUUGCUUCGCACCCUUGAAAGACUGAUCGUGCAUUUCCAAGCUCACCGAAGGCCAAGGCUCUCGUCUACUCGGGUAAAAUGAUCAAAAAUGGCCACUCAAUUAUCUCGACCCGUUGAAAUGAUUGACUUACCCCAAAGAGGACACUGCGCGGUGAUUGUCCACCAUAAUGUCAGGCAUCGCUUCCGAGGAUCUUUGCGCAAACCUUUUCUCGAGUUCAAUCACUCCAGAUUGAUUCCGGAUCAGUCCCAAAGAACCGUUGCGUUCGCCCUGCAUCCAAUUAUAGCGUUUAGAACGAUUAAGAAGAUAUUUUACCGUGUGCGGUAGGUACCAACCUCGGCCACAUAACUUAUAGCAUCCUUGAGAUUGAGCCGAUGAAAAACUUUGAAAACGUAAUCUUGAUUCUUCCUCGCCGACGGCUUCAUCAAAAUGGGCGCCACCCACUUGUUUUCAAAAUGAUUCCACCUGCGCAGUAAAUAACGCUUAGAGCACCAUUCAAACCCCAAUUUAAAAAAAAAAAAAAAUGAUGUCACAUACUUAUCCAUCAUGUAGUUGUGACCAAAUUGCCCGGCGAUAUCUUCAAUUGCAACAAGCAUGUGUUCGAAGACCUAAUUGAACAACAGGAUUGUGUUUUAAUUGUGUAAAUACACUUUUUUUUUUUAAACCCUCACCUUAUUCUGCACCGUUUCGAUGAGCGUGUGCUCAGCAUCCGAAGCUUUCUUUACUUUCAGCCAAGCGACAAGAGGUUUCAGCGUCAAUCCCUGCAAAUUAAAUACUGAGCCACAUCAACCAAUCUAAAAUCCUCUUAAGAAAACAAAAACCUACCUGAAGGAUAACCGUGACAUAAACUACAAUGAGAGUCGUGGAGACCAAUAAAUCUUUCUCCUUAAUCGUGUUUUUAUCCAGCAUCAUUGCCAGGCCAUAAGCAACUGCCCCUCGCAGGCCACCGUAGCUCAUAAUAAUCUGAUCAAUGAACUCCAAAGGAACCAGCCGGAAUUUGUUCAUGAUCCAGGUU